This is a messenger RNA of Aspergillus tubingensis, 591 nucleotides long. RefSeq names its product ABC transporter-like protein. The transcript is spliced from 2 exons. NCBI's taxonomy places the organism in Eukaryota, Fungi, Ascomycota, Eurotiomycetes, Eurotiales, Aspergillaceae. Gene Ontology annotation, molecular function: beta-glucosidase activity. Gene Ontology annotation, biological process: glucan catabolic process. The record is from RefSeq and is a predicted model, not a curated record. The coding region runs from base 1 to 591 and encodes 196 amino acids.
AUGGCAAUGGCCGAUAUCGAUGAUAUCUUAGGCCGACUGACCAUUGACGAGAAGAUCUCGUUGGUCUCCGGCACUGACUUUUGGCACACAGCCAGUGUCCCCCGGUUGGGGAUUCCCGCCAUUCGAGUGUCUGAUGGACCCAAUGGAGUGCGGGAACAAAAUUCUUCAAUGGAAAACCUGCAGCUUGCUAUCCUUGUGGUAAAAACUGCAAUCGGUGCAACAUGGAAUACCGCCCUGGUAGAGUCACUGAGACAAUUACAAGGCCAAGAAGCGAUUGCUAAAGGGAUUAAUCGGGUUCCCGGCCGUAUCUUUGGAACUGGGUACUCCCACCUCCUAGCUGCGCUCUUCCCAUCCGCAACUCUAGGCGGGUACGCUAAUUCCCUCUACUGGGUCAUCCUGAUGAUUGUUCCUGGAGACUUGACUACCCAUGCAUACCUAAACGAUUUCUACCGCCCCUGGCUGUUUUGGAUCGAUCUCAUGCGCUACUUCUUCGGCGCUUCCCUCGGUUCGGUCCUUCACGGCGUUGCGGUUGAGUGUUCCUCGAGUGAUCUCGUCGUAUUUGAUGCUCCUCCAGGCAGUACUUGUGGCUAG